This is a messenger RNA of Hemicordylus capensis (graceful crag lizard), 2771 nucleotides long. It is a transcript of the gene PRR11, whose product is annotated as proline rich 11. Lineage: Eukaryota; Metazoa; Chordata; Lepidosauria; Squamata; Cordylidae. The transcript is spliced from 10 exons. The record is from RefSeq and is a predicted model, not a curated record. Bases 443 to 1486 code for a protein of 347 amino acids. Gene Ontology annotation, cellular component: nucleus; cytoplasm.
UAGGGCGGGGCGAACCAGAGAACCUGUCAGCGUCCUAAAUCGGCUUAUUGGCGGUUUUACAUCUAAUCCCUUAUUGGCUGGAAAGCCCAGCUCAGGCUUCUUCAUUGGCCCGUGCAUUUGAGGAGCGGGAUUUUGUGCUCCCUUCUCGCUUGCCUCUCUCUGAUUGGUCGCUUCCUCGCAACCUUGUCGUCGUAUUGGCUCUUGUUUCGAGUUAGAAAAUUGAUCGGCUGGAGCGGCACCCAAUCAUGGCGCAUAGAACACAAUUGGGGGUGGGGGGCAAAUAAACCUGUGCUCUGACUGGUUCAGUGGUGCCGGACGGUGAUUGGCUCCGAAAGAGGCACCGUCUCAGUUUGAAUGGCUGGGCGUGGCCGGCGAAGUGGCUGCUCCUUUGGCAGGACUUCAAGCAAAAGAUGUUGUUGUGAUUUAGCCGGAACCUAGAACAAUGGCCAAAUAUAAGAAACGGUGGCAGAAAAUGAGAGCUAGGGCGAAACAUCUGAUGAAGAAGAGAAAAGCCAUCCUCCAGCCGGAGUCCUCCAAUGCUCCACCUCCAGAGUCGCCAGCUCUACCCUGCAGCCAAAGGAAAUCUUUCGGCUCCUCCUGGCGCUCAGCUUUGCCUAGAGUACUGGAAGCUGGGCAGCUUCUGGUAACCACAGCACUAAGUGUUUACCGGUGGUGCCAGAAUGGUGCCGCACAGAUUUUCCAGGUCAUCAAACAGUCCAUAUUUCCGUGUCAUGGGUGUCGGCAGGAGCUGAACGACCUCAGAGAGCGGGUGGAGCACCUGGAGGUAGAGCUGGCUCGACUCCCAUCAGCAGUCCAGGAUGGGAGGAGUGUUGCUGCCUCAGGAAAGCCCCCGUGCCAAGGGUCGGAGGAGCUGGUCUUGGCUGUCCCAACGCAGAAACAGCUCAGCCUUGUGGGAGCAGUGGCGCCCCCUGCCUCGCUGCUGCCGCCGCCGCCGCCACCCCCUCCUUCACCCCCACCUCUGCCACCGCCCCCUCCGCCAGCACCUCCCUGCCUCAGAAGGACGGAUCCCAGUGCCAAGGCCCAGGUUGCCCCGUUAAAAAAAGCUGCGCCCACACAAGUCACACUCAAGGAUCUCUUAAAUGUGAAGCUGAAGAAGACACACAGCCACACAGGAACCGGCGAGGGAGGCCAGAAGGCAUCAGAGUUCCCAAAGCACAGAGCACUUGUUACAGCCUCGGAUCUGCAAAGCGUCCGUCUGAGGUCCAAAGCCCCACAGCCGGCUCUUCGCCUUGCAAGCAACACUCCCAGCAGAAGUCACUUAGAUUUCCGGAAACAUCUGAAGAAGGUUGCUAUCCAGAGGAGCCCAGGUGGGACCCCUUUAACAAACAAGGAGAACGUUGAGACUGGUGUGGGAUUGACGCCUAUCAUGACCCAGGCACUACGGCGCAAAUUUCAGCUGGCUCACCCCAAGAGUCCCUCUCCAGGCCAGGUGCCCCCGGGCAGCAGCUUCGAGGGGCACAGCUAGCCCGGCGGACCCCGACGCCUUGAAGCCUCUCCCGGCACCACGACUCUCUCCUCGACUGCGCAGGACCUGGCCGGAAGGAGCCUCUCCGGAAGAAACCGCAUGGGGAAAGGAUCCGCUGCGCAGUCCUCGGAGCUUUGCUCUUCACCCCCAUGGGAGUCCGGGCCCGUCCCCGCCCUGUCCUCCCACUUUUAAUGCCUUAGCAGCUGCACCAGCAUGGCAGCUGGGUUGACAGGCAGCUCUGUGGCAUUCAGCACUGCUUAGGGGCGCCCAGACCCCACAUGCCUGGGAACUGGGCAUUUCUCACCAGUUAGUGUGCCCUGUGACCAGGAAUGCCAGCUGGGAUUGACUAAGAUUCCCAUCCUCCCCAGCUGCCUCUGGCUGGGGAGGAUGGGAGAUGUAGUCAACCACAGCUGGGCAUCCCCGCUGCAGGGAACCCUGAUCCUAACCCUCUGCGAUGGUGCAUAUUGGACCUAGAACAGGCCUGCUUAACUGAGGCCCCCCCAGCUGUUCUUGGACUACAACUCCUAUAAUCCUUAGCCACAGCGGCCAGUAGCUAGGGAUUAUGGGAGUUGUAGGCCAGACAGGCUGAAGUUGAGCAGCCCUGACCAGUGUUCCCUGGGACAGGGAUGUCCAGAGGUUGUUGACUACAGCUCCCAGAAUCCCCAGCUGCAGUGGCCUUUGGCCAAGGGUUCUGGGAAUUGUGGUCAGCACCUUGGAAACCUUGUUACAGAGAACACUGGCCCUGUACUUACUGGAGUUUCAAAUGGUCUCUUUUUAAAAACUGUUUUUACUGUUUUAAAGACUUCUCUGUAUCAUGUCACAGGAAGGAAAUUGACCUUGACUCUUAAGGCGGGAGUAAGGCAGGCCUGCUCAGAUUUGGCCAUCCUGCAGAUGUUAGCCUACAGCUCCCAUAAUCCGUGGCUAUUGGCCACUGUGGCUGGGGAUUAUGGGAGCUGUAGUCCAAAAACAGACGGGGGGGGGCCUAAAUUGAGCAGGUCUGGAAUAAGGUGACCACGGGUGGUAGAGAGUCUAGGGUUUCUAACACUUUGUUACUGUAUAUGCUGCAUUAAGAGCAGCUAUGACUGUUAACGCAUUUUCCUGUUUUUAUUUAGGGCCAUGAGGCAGCCAUAAUGUCUUGUCUGCUGCUAUUUAUCCAUGUAAAUUCAAUUGCUUCUCUACCUGCUACAUAGUUCAAAACAAACACGGGUAUGAAAAACUUGAAACCAAUGUUGUUGUGAAAUGACAGGGAUUUGCACCAGUAUUAUUAAACCAGGCAUCACAUCCA